GAGGAACUGCCGAAGACACUUCUAGUUCCUGGCACGCUCGGCGGUUUAAGUGCUCUGCGCGGUGCAUCCUGGGGUCUGUAGUCCCUGCGUUCUGAGAGGAGGCCGAGCGGCAACCUAGCUGGGCCUCUUGCUCGUCAGAGGUCUUUUUCGCUCCACGCGCCGGGGCUCUUUCCCGCUAGCGCUGGGCUAAGGAGGUAGUCGACGGCGUAGCCGGCAGGAUGGCGCGGCAGGGCAGUCGCGGGGGCGCUGAAAGCAAGAAAAUGUGCAGUGAAAAUAAAGCAGACUAGAUGAGCACAGCAGUUACAGAACAAGAGCUCGGAGCUCUUCACGCUGACUUAUGGGGCACUGGUCACUCAGCUCUGUAAAGACUACGAGAACGAUGAGGACGUCAACAAGCAGCUUGAUAAAAUGGGCUACAACAUAGGUGUUCGACUCAUAGAAGACUUCCUGGCCCGAUCCAAUGUGGGGAGAUGCCACGACUUCCGAGAAACUGCAGAUGUCAUUGCAAAGGUGGCCUUCAAAAUGUACUUGGGCAUCACCCCGAGCAUCACAAACUGGAGCCCGGCAGGUGACGAGUUCUCCCUCAUCAUCGAAAACAAUCCUCUGGUGGACUUUGUGGAGCUGCCCGAUAACCACUCGUCUCUUAUUUAUUCCAACCUCUUGUGUGGAGUGCUGCGGGGAGCCCUGGAAAUGGUUCAGAUGGCUGUUGAUGUCAAAUUUGUCCAAGACACAUUGAAAGGAGAUGGAGUCACAGAAAUCAGGAUGAAAUUUAUCAAGCGGAUUGAAGACAAUCUCCCUGCGGGAGAGGAAUGAGUCCAAGGGCAGCCUCCCUGUUGAACUGGAGGGGAUGAACUGCCCACCCGGGAUUUGUAGGCACGUCAUGCCUUCUGUUACGUUCAGAUGCCCAGUUUGGUUCAUUAAGAUGUUGUUCUACAUUAUUUCCUUAGGAAGCAACUGUUUGACUUGUUCUGUUUUAUUUUCACCAGAUUUGUAUAAAAGGCCUUCGUAACCUACAAAAUAUUUUUCAUACUCCUCAAAGAAAACGAAUACCCAUUUGUAGCUUCUAUGUUUUGGCUUCACACUAAUCAGCAGGACUGUUAAAGCAUUAUAAUUUUGAUCCUGAGCAUAGAAGUCAGAUACCAGUUAAAGAUACUACUUACUUUGUGGUAGAAGAAGCUUAUCAGUACAUUCUCUCUUCAACUUCCUGCCCAUAGGUGUGUGGGCAGAAUGUGCAUAUGUCUAUGGGAAGCAGGAAGCCAUUUCUAGAUUGCAAGGAGUGCAGUCUGUAACUGGAAAUUACCUGGGGUUGCUAGUGGAACUCAUUCGGUAACUCAUUCAGUGCUGCUGCUUUAGUUGUGCAGUAUAGGAAGAAAAGUUAUGUUUCACUUUAGGUAUAUCCUUUCUGUUUCCAACACUGAAACAAAGUAAGAGUCCUGCACUCAUGCAAAAGACUCCUAGUGGCAUUCUUGUGUGAAUGAUCUUUCUGUGGGUGUUCUUCAGUGUUGUACAAAAUGGUGCUUGAACGCUCUGUUGUCUUCAGCCCAUCUUGUCUAAUCGACUGGAGACCCUCAAGGAGAUUUGGCAAUUGCACGCUUUCUUAGUUUGCAAUUUUGCUUUUCAAAUAAUGUUGGAAAUGUCUUUCAAGGCAUAAUCAUUUGAGCAGAUAAAUUCAGGAGAUGGGUUUUUAAGCUUAGAGCAGGCCUGAUUUGUAUAAUUAAUUGACUAAAUAGUUAAAACACAUUUUCUUCUCUUUUUUUUUUAUGGAUGGGGCCCAUCUGGGAACAUGCCACAUUAUUGUGUAACGACGGAGUCAAGGCAUUCAACUUGCUUCUCACAGUUUGAAGGCGGGGGUCUUGAGGCUGCAGGUCUUGGCACCCCUGGGGUCCUGGGAGGCAUGGGUAAGGGUGGGUAAGGAUGGAUGGGGCCCGUUUGGGCACAUGCCACUUUAUUUUGUAACAACAGAGUCAAAGCAUUCAACUCACUGCCCUCUGUGCAUGUAUGCUCCCAUAUUACUGCAUCCUCUGGUAGCCAAAUGCUCCCCCAAGCCCAAAAGAAUUAUGGAGAUGAGCGUGGAAGGAGAGGGAAGCAUUGCUCUGCAUGUUUAAUUCUUUGUGGCCUUCUGUGGCGAAGUCUGACAUGAGUGAUGGCAGACGUUCUGUGGGUGUGCAGUGCUCCAUAGUGGUACUGACUUCUGGGCGGUACUGUUCAGUCCUUCUCACAGUUUGAAGGCAGGGGGGGGUCUUGAGGCUGCGGGUCUUCUUGGCACCCCUAGAACUGCCAAAACACGUUUUCUUUGUGAAUUACCAGCCGUUCGUUCUGAAUGGUUGUGUUUGGCUUUUCAGUGCUGAGAAGCUAAUCUUGGUGUCUUUUGGGGGGAUUGGUGGGGGUGGAGUAGCAGUCUGGAGGCCAGUUCUCUUCCAGAAGGUUAUAGAAAGAAGCUCUUGAUCUGAUUGAUUCACGUGAGGCUGUGUGCUAAUGCUUGUGUGCAGGGUGGGUGCAGGAAGCACUUAAGAUUUGUUUUGAACAGGGAAAAUCAACAUGAAUUUCACUAGUGAAUUACAUUAGAGAAUGAAAUUGUGCUUACAGAGGAGAUCAUUCUCUUCAGGCAAGAUAUGUAAUGCUUUCCUUCCAAAUCCAGCAGUUAUGUGUGUCUAUAAGAAAACUUUUAGGUUAGAAUUGGAAUGUCCACCUUCCUUAAUGAAGCACGGUGUGCUGUGUGAUCCUGGUCCCUAUCUGGAGUCCCAAGAUACAACGAGCAGAAGCUGACAUUUGUAGUCUGCAGCACACAGAGCUGAGUGUAAAAUUGUAAGAGUGAUGAAUCAGUGAAGUGUGGAGAAUGGAUUGCAGGAUUUACACACAUAAUUAUCAAGCAUCUUGUUAGACAUUGCAGGCCUGUGCGGCAAGCGAGUUUCAGUGAAGGUGGUUCAGAUUAAUUAAUUUUUGCUUUGUGAAAGAGUGAAGCAAGUUAUAUAGGAUGUGGGAGAAUGGGACUUGGACUGAUGUUUCAGUGAAGUGUUUUCUAAACAGCUUGAUAAUCCCAUGUUGAUGAUAGUUUCUUGCUCAUUUCUGAUAGAUCUUUCCCAGAAUUCUGCUCUUCUGACCUGGACUGGCUUUUGUCAUAUUAAUGUGUGGGUUACUGAAGAGGUGGUGAAUCAGGAAUUUCUGAGAUAAUUAUAAAAUGUCGUCUUGCCCUGUAAUAUUUAAAUCCUGUAUCUGCUCAAUAAAAAGCCAAAAUUUCUGGUCUCUAAAGGCAUUCCUACAGUGAGAGGAAAGAUCCAGCACCACCUAAAACAGCAUCCCUUUCUGAUUCCUUUUGUGAUCUUUUGAAUCUCAUUUGAGAACUGUUGCAGUGAGUGAUAUCUGGUGGGUGAAUGGGUAUCGGAUGUAUAUAAUUGAAACAUUUUGUUAUGUAAGGGGUUAUUCAUGCAUUUUCCAUUUGUAAAGCAUUUGAAGGCAACAUUUUAAACUAUUACAU
This is a messenger RNA of Gekko japonicus, 3475 nucleotides long. RefSeq names its product trafficking protein particle complex 3 (gene TRAPPC3). Gene Ontology annotation, cellular component: TRAPP complex; cis-Golgi network membrane; cytosol. Lineage: Eukaryota; Metazoa; Chordata; Lepidosauria; Squamata; Gekkonidae. The record is from RefSeq and is a predicted model, not a curated record. Gene Ontology annotation, biological process: endoplasmic reticulum to Golgi vesicle-mediated transport; intra-Golgi vesicle-mediated transport. The coding region runs from base 409 to 813 and encodes 134 amino acids. The transcript has 6 exons.